Molecule: messenger RNA, 1232 nt
Organism: Capsicum annuum
Lineage: Eukaryota; Viridiplantae; Streptophyta; Magnoliopsida; Solanales; Solanaceae
Product: transmembrane emp24 domain-containing protein p24delta3
Exons: 4
Coding region: 328-975 (215 amino acids)
Biological process (GO): endoplasmic reticulum to Golgi vesicle-mediated transport; Golgi organization; intracellular protein transport
Cellular component (GO): COPII-coated ER to Golgi transport vesicle; Golgi apparatus; endoplasmic reticulum
Source: RefSeq, a predicted model, not a curated record
CAUCAAUUUCCUGAACGAAAAAAGAAACACUAUCAGUCAACGAAGGCCCAAAAUCCAGGUACCCUUGGUGUUCCUAUGUGGAAGGUCUCCGUUCUAAAGAUGCAUCCGGAUUGGACAUUGUUGAAGAAAUUGCGUGGCGUCAUUCUAGUCUCUCCCACUCCUCAAUACCCACGCGCUUAAUCAUUCAACUAGUGCGUGCUAUGCACGUUCAUCCAACGAAUACAAUCUGAAAACUCUCACAUCAUCAUUUCAAAAGUCUUCCUCUCCCCCUCUGAGAAAGUAACAGCAAAUCUCAAAAUCUAAAGUCUCAUCUCAGAUUCCGUUAGUAUGGAGUUGUGUAAAGUUGUUGUGCUGUUGUUAGUGGCGGCUGUGAUGACGGUGGUCCCUACUAUAGAAGCGAUAUGGAUGCAAUUGCCGACUUCGGGGACCAAGUGUUUGUCUGAGGAUAUUCAUUCUAACGUCGUCGUUUUGGCUGAUUACAGUGUAGUCGGUGACGAAGAACAUUCGCAAGCUAAUGUUGUCCCCACCAUCUCCCUCAAGGUCACUUCACCAUUUGGAAACAAUCUUUACCAUAAAGAGAAUGUAACUCAUGGUCAAUUUGCCUUCACAACUACUGAGGCUGGUAACUACUUGGCAUGCUUUUGGAUGGACAACCAUGCCCCUGGGGCUAAAGCUGUUACAAUCGGUCUUGACUGGAAGACGGGAAUUAAUGCAAAGGAUUGGGAAUCAGUUGCAAGGAAGGAAAAGAUAGAAGGUGUCGAACUUGAAUUGGUGAAACUUGAAGGGAUAGUGCAAGCCAUUCAUGAAAAUUUAGAGUACCUGAAGAAUAGGGAAGCAGAAAUGAGGGAAGUUAGUGAGAAAACCAAUGCUAGAGUGGCAUGGUUAAGUGUAAUGUCCCUGGGUAUAUGCUUAGUAGCUGCAGUGCUGCAAAUAUUCUAUCUGAAGUACUUCUUUCGCAAGAAAAAGCUCAUUUAGAUUUGACAAAUUCUUCCCUCUCACCAUACUUCAGUAGCUUACAGAUUAGAUCAACCACAAAGUUUUUCCUUCCGUCAUACCAUCUUGAUCAUUUCUUCUUUCACUUGUAGUCAUUUUAUUGUUUCUGCAAUGGACUAGACUCUGUAAUCUACAGUGAACGAAAAGGUUGGAUAUCUAUCUUCUGUAAGAGAAACUAGGUCUAGUAGUGCCCUAUGUUUACGGGACAAGUGCAAUCUAAAUGUACCAUCAUUCUUCUA